AUGGCGGCGGCGGCGGCGUCGGCGGCCCUGUCUGCGGCGGCGGCGGCGGCGGCGGUGUCGGGCCUGGCGGUGCGCCUGUCGCGCUCGGCCGCGCUCCGCGCCUCCUACGGCGCCUUCUGCAAGGGGCUCACGCGCACGCUGCUCACCUUCUUCGACCUGGCCUGGCGGCUGCGCGUGAACUUCCCCUACUUCUACAUGGUGGCCUCGGUGAUGCUCAACGUCCGCCUGCAGGUGCGCAUCGAGUGA
This is a messenger RNA of Jaculus jaculus (lesser Egyptian jerboa), 246 nucleotides long. RefSeq names its product small integral membrane protein 10-like protein 2A. NCBI's taxonomy places the organism in Eukaryota, Metazoa, Chordata, Mammalia, Rodentia, Dipodidae. The transcript has a single exon. Bases 1 to 246 code for a protein of 81 amino acids. The record is from RefSeq and is a predicted model, not a curated record.